AUGUUCGUAAGUGUAUUGUAUGUGUCCCUUUUAGACAAUGAGAAUUACUACAAAAAAGAGAUUAUAAAGUGUAGAAAUGGAUCCAAGAAGUUCAGUCAAGCUCAACUUAAUGAUGAUUUCUGUGAUUGCUCUGAUGGGAGCGACGAGCCAGGAACGUCGGCAUGCCCACAUGGAAAGUUCUAUUGUAGGAAUGUGGGACACCUUCCUGUUUCAUUACAUUCUUCAAAAGUGAAUGAUGGAAUCUGCGGUAAGAUGGGUUAUGGAUUUGUGAGUUUGGUUUCAUUUUAUUGCUGUGAUGGAAGUGAUGAGUACAAUGGUGAAGUGAAGUGUCCAAAUUCAUGUUGGGAGGCUGGCAAAGUGGCCAGGGACAAGCUAAAGAAAAAAAUUGACAUUUAUAAAGAAGGCGUCGCCAUAAGGAAAAAGGAAGUUAAGCAAGCAAAACAAGCAAUAGCGAAAGAUAAAGAGGAACUGUCAAAACUGAAAAAUGAAGAAAAGAGUCUUAAAGGGCUUGUUAAAAAGCUUAAAGCACACAAGGAGCAGAUUGAGAGGGCAGAGGAAAAGGAACGCCUGAUGAAAGAAAAGGAAGAGAUGAUGAAAACAGCUGCUGAGGAUAAAUCUGAUGAUGAGCAGAAGGAAAGUUCUAACUCUAAGACUUUAGAUAGUGAGAACAAUGGGCCGUCACCUACAGUCGAUCAGCAACAGAAAGAUGAAUAUGAAAAUACUGAGGGAUUGUCAACAGAUGGAUCUGAAAGUACAGAGGCAUUGUCAAGAGAGGAGCUGGGUCGCCUAGUUGCUUCACGUUGGACAGGAGAAAACACUGAACACCAGGCUGAGGAUCUUAGUCCUACUAAAGAUGGAGACAACAAUGAGAUUCCAGAGAGCAGUCAUGACAAGGACCAUCACAAUAAUGAUGGAGUAAAUAUUUUGAACGGCCCAUCUUGGUUGGAAAAGUUACAGGAUGCUGCUCGAAACCUGUUUCAGGCGAUUAAUUUAUCUCCUGUUCCACUUGAUAAACUAGAUGCAAAUCGUGUUCGGAAGGAUUAUGAUGACUCCAGUACAAGGUUGUCUGAUAUACAGGACAGGAUAGCAAGUUUGACAGAAAAGUUAAAACACGACUUUGGCAUGGAGAAGGAGUUCUAUUUAUUCUACGAUCAAUGUUUUGAAACCAAGCAGGACAAGUACGUGUAUAAAGUUUGCCCAUUUAAAGAUGCAUCCCAGGAGGAGGGCUAUAGCAAAACUCAACUAGGGCAAUGGGAGAAGUUUGAAAACUCAUAUGGCUCCAUGCUGUUUUCAAAUGGCGAUGGAUGCUGGAAUGGACCUGAUAGAAGUUUGAAGGUCAAGCUUAGGUGUGGACUGAAAACAGAACUGACUGAUGUGAAUGAACCAAGCCGCUGCGAAUAUGUAGCUCUGUUGUCGACCCCUAUCCGUUGCCUAGAACAAAAGCUUGAGGAACUCCAACGUAAACUCGAAUCAAUGUACCAAGAACAACCGCAAGUUGGCCAUGAUGAGCUGUAA
Messenger RNA from Dovyalis caffra, 1515 nucleotides. Lineage: Eukaryota; Viridiplantae; Streptophyta; Magnoliopsida; Malpighiales; Salicaceae. The record is from the annotation of a GenBank genome assembly.